Pundamilia nyererei is the source of this 15314-nucleotide messenger RNA. RefSeq names its product sacsin molecular chaperone (gene sacs). The coding region runs from base 339 to 14078 and encodes 4579 amino acids. Gene Ontology annotation, molecular function: Hsp70 protein binding. The transcript is spliced from 11 exons. Lineage: Eukaryota; Metazoa; Chordata; Actinopteri; Cichliformes; Cichlidae. The record is from RefSeq and is a predicted model, not a curated record.
CCUGCAGUAUGAAACAAGUACAGAGGUGUUCACGCCUGUUAGAGAUCACAUCUGAGGGCUGAUUCCGUUUAAACUAACAUCCCUGGAGUGUUGGUGCGGUCAUUUAAAGGAACCUGCGUCCUCCUCUGCGGAGCAGCAGGCAGUGCAGAGAUGCUGCGCUGAUGCUGCUGCGUUUCCUCAUGAAUACCGAGUGCCGUGAAAUGUCUCUGCUUUUCGAGAGGACCAUUAUCGGCGCGCGCUGGACACACACAACCUUUUCUCGGAUGGUGUAUUCCUGCGCGCAGUGGGGAAGAUAGUCCAAUGAACGUGUAUGUGCUGGGACACAAAGCAGCAGCGACAUGGCAAACUGUCCAGACCCCUGGUUGCCAUGGGUGACAGUUCGUCAUGAGUGCAUUGGCCUGAGGUCCUACCGGGUCUCUCCAUUUACAUCUGUUCAAGAUGUCAAGCAGUUGCUGUACGAGGAGACAAACCUCCCAGUCAAAGAGCAACGACUGACUCACAAUGGGAGAAUGCUGGAUAACAGUGUGCAAAUUGGUACUUUGGUGCCCGUGGGAAGCCCAGAAGUAUCUGUCAUUCUGGAGGGACGAGGCCUAAAAGGAGGAGGAAGGUUUGGACAGACAACACCUCCGUUAGUUGAAUUUUUGAAAGAUAUCCUGAGGAGAUAUCCUGAAGGUGGACAGAUUCUAAAGGAGCUGAUCCAAAAUGCUGAGGAUGCUGGAGCCACAGAGGUCAAGUUCAUGUACGAUGAGACAGAGUAUGGAGCGGAGUCACUGUGGUCACCUGACAUGGCUCAGCAUCAAGGAACAGCACUGUACGUGUACAAUGACGCUGUGUUCACUGUGGAAGACUGGAAUGGGAUUCAGGAGAUCGCAAGGAGCAGGAAGAGAGAAGAUCCUUUAAAAGUUGGACGAUUUGGCAUCGGCUUCAAUUCCGUGUACCAUAUUACAGAUGUUCCCAGUAUAUUCAGUGGAGACCAAAUCGCCAUGCUGGACCCCCAUCAGACCCUGUUUGGCGUGAAUGAGUCGGGCCAAUGCUGGAACUUGAAGUCGGACAUUAAGGAGAUCACGGAACUAGCUGACCAGUUUGCUCCAUACUUUGGGAUGUUUGGGAGUUCCAAUCAAACCAUUCAGGACGGCCACUUUCCUGGAACUCUGUUUCGCUUCCCGCUUCGCAUGAAACCAUCUCAGCUCAGCAGCAACAUUUACAACAAGGAAAAGGUUUUGGAGCUUUUUGAAUCUUUCAAAGCUGACGCAGACACGGUGCUCCUCUUCCUUAAAAGUGUGCAAAAAAUAUCCUUGCAUGUGCGCGAGUCUGAUGGCACAGAGCGCAUGUUGUUUCAGGUUACAGCAAUGGAGAAUACUGAUGAUAAGCUAGAAAGACCGAAUGCACUGAAGAUACUGGGACAGGCUAUAGACAGCUAUAGCAACGGGGUUCCCAGCUCUGCCAUCACGUGCGUCACUUACCAGCUCAACAUCGAGACUCAGGAUGAAACGGCUAAAGAGACCCAGAGGAUGACGUGGCUGGUGUGUAAUGGAGUUGGGGGAAGAGGGAUGUGUGCUGAGUUGGACUCUUUGGCAGAUGAUUUGAAGUUUAUGCCUAGCAUAGGCAUUGCUCUGCCUCUUACUCUGUUUAACAGAGAGGACCAAGGUGCAACAUCCGGUUUCUCAGGACGAGCUUUUUGUUUCCUUCCUCUUCCUCCUGGAGAAGAGAGCGAAACGGGCCUUCCUGUUCAUGUCAGCGGCUUCUUUGGCCUCACGGACAACCGCAGGAGUAUCAAGUGGCGGGAAGUGGACCAGUGGAGGGAUCCAGCUGCCUUGUGGAAUGAGCUUCUUAUAAUUAGUGUCAUCCCGAGGGCUUACUUCACUCUCAUAAUUGAGGCUAUCAAAAGGGUACAGAUAAAAAAGGACCAAGACUUUCCAUUGUCUCCUACAGGAAGCUAUAGGGCCUGGCCAGACCCUAAGCGGGUCAAGUCCCGCUGGAAACCCAUUCUCCAGCCACUAUUUGAUGAAUUGUUGCAGCACCAAGUAAUCUAUUCCCUCAGCGAGAGCUGGGUCAGGGUGGACCAGACUGUGUUCUCAGAGCUGGACACAGACGAUGGCAUUUCAGAGACUGUGAUCAACUACCUCCAAAGCUCAGGAAUGCAGGUGGCAAAGGUGCCUUCUGCUGUGGACUUUGUCUUGGCUGCCUACAUGACUCAGUCCGGUGAAGUGAGGAAGGUGACGCCAUCGUUGGUGCGGCAAGUGAUCAGGAAGAGCAGACACACAGGUCCCUCACAGGAGAAGCUGCUGCUGCUGGAGUUUGCACUUGGAGAUGCUAAUUACAGUGACCUUAUAGGACUUGAGCUCCUGCCACUCCAAGAUGAGACCUUUAUAACGUUUUCAUCCUCUGUGACCGAAAAAGAUGCCAUUUACAUUGCUUCUGAGGAGUACCCCAGGUCUUUGUAUCCAGGACUGGAGCAUCGAUUCAUAUUAGAGAGUAUCAAGCCUUCAGUGAUGGACAGUUUGAAGAAAGCUGCCAAAUGCAGAGGUAGACCCUGCACUCAGCUACAAGUGCUGAACCCUGAACGUUCAGCUCGACUCAUCAAGGAGAUCCUGUCAACAGCCUGGCCAACCAGAGACUUUAAAGUUCAUUGGGAUCCUGGAAACAGGGAGUUGAAGCAUCCUACACUUUCCUGGCUAAAGUUGAUUUGGAAGCAUCUCUAUAUAUAUUUUGCUGAUGACCUAAAUACAUUUGAAGACAUGCCUUUGAUCCCACUUGUGCCACUCGAGGAAAGCACACACACAGUGGAGCUUCUUCGUUUCAAAACUCCAUCACCCAUAGUACUUGUGGAUGAGGAAGAGGCGCCACUUUCUGAAAACGUGCUUGACAUCAUAGAAAAGCUUGGAGGAGUAGUGAUAAAAAAGCUGGAUCCCUGUUUGCAGCAUCCUCUGCUAAAAAAUUACAUUCACCCAUGCUCUCCUGGUAUGCUUCUGCAAAUUAUGAGUAGAACAUCAGCCCAACGAUUAUCAAGCCAAGUCUCUUCUUUCUCAGUGGAAGAGAAAAUUGCACUCAGAAAUUUUCUUGCAGGGCUGUCUGACAUUACAGAGAAGGAGAAGUAUAUCCUACUUGACCUUUCCAUCUUUAAAAAACUGGGUACAUGCUCUAAAGGUACCUCAGCAUUCACAUCACUGAGAGGGGCCAGAGCUUUACACCACAGAGCCAAGCACCCGCCAGAUGUGAAAUUAUCUGAAAAUCUUGUUUCUUGCUCUGAUGAGGAAUCAAUUCGCCUCAUCAAAAUGCUAAAUGUUGAACAAGUGAAAACAACAGAAUGUUUCAAAAUGAUUAUUCAGGAUAUUGAGAGAGGUUACUACACAACAGAUGAGACAACUGAAAUCAUGCUCUGGGCUCUUAAACAUUUGGCUUUUCUAAAGAAUGAAAACUCAGCCGUGAUUGGAUGGCUUUCUGCUCUUAAAUUCAUUCAGCUGCCUUGUGGAAAGUCAGUCAAAGCGACAGAUCUUUUUGAUCCUGAGCUAGAGAUCCUGCAAAAUCUAUUCUUCAUGGAGGAAAAAAACAGGUUUCCCACAAGUACAUUCACAUCAUCUCCAGAUAUUCUUCAUUCACUCAGACAACUGGGACUAAGAAAUGAAGUACAGCUCAGUGAAAAAGAUGUACUUCGAGUGGCAAAGAAGAUAGAGGAGUUGCAAAGCAGUGAGGAACCUAAAUGGGACUUGAUAAUUAAAAAAGCAAAAACACUGCUGCAAAUACUUAACAAACAGACCAAGCUUGUAAAAUCAGCUGAUGCUCAGACAGCUUUGCUUAAACUAAAAUGGGCACCGGUCUGUAAAGACAGACCCUUAACUUACCCUAAAUCUCUUGCUUGGGUUGGAGAUACUCUCCAUAUCUGCUCUUUGUCUGAAAUGUGUGAAAUAUCCCAUGCAGUGCUUGUGGGAUCUUCAGUACCACUGGUUGAACACACAUCUGCAGGUAUGAAGAAGGCACUGAAACUGACUAUGGAGCCACAAGUGGAUCAAGUAUUACAACACUUGAAAGCAGUGAAUGACUGGCAUAAAUCUCAGGCAUUCACCACAGAGGAUUGGUAUCAGUUCCAGCAGAUCUUGUUUGAGAUUUAUGGCUUCAUGCAGGCUCAUCUUGAGGAUGCAAGAGAAGCAAUGAAAUCACUGCCUUUUGAUUGGGUGUGGACAGGGAAGACGUUCUCAUCACCUGGCCAGACAGUUUUAAAAGCCCUCCCUGAUCUAGACUUGCAGCCUUACCUCUACUCUCUGCCCAAGACAAUUAGGAAGUUUCACAAGCUUUUUAAGUUCUGUGGUUCAGUUGAAGAGGUUGUCCCAGACCAUGUGUUCAAAGUCAUUGCUCUCAUUCGACAGAGAUGUGAAGGAGAGAUGACCAAGGAAGAAAGCAAACGUGAUAUUCUACUUUUAAUCAACAUCCUGAGAUGGCUGUACAACAAUCAGAUACCUGUAGACACUAACAUGCAUGUGCCCAUUCUUUGUUACAAGGACCCAAGCAGGUUAGCGAUGAAGCCCAUCCAUGAAUGUACCUACUGUGAUAUCAAAGUUGAUGAUUUGAACGACUUACUCGAAGACGCUUCAGAACCAAUUAUAUUGGUCCAUGAUGACAUUCCUAUGAAAACAGCAGAGUGGCUGAAGGUCCCAUGUUUGAGCACACGCUUGAUAAACCCAGAGAAUCUUGGCUUUGAACAGUCUGGCCAACAAGAACCUCUAACAGUGAGAAUAAAAAAUAUCUUGGAGGAAUAUCCAUCUGUAGCAGACAUUUUCAAAGAGCUUCUUCAAAAUGCUGAUGAUGCAAGUGCAACAGAAUGCAGUUUUCUCAUUGACAUGAGAAAAAACACUGACAUUCGGGAGAAUCUCCUUGACCCUGGCAUGAUUGUUUGCCACGGGCCUGCCUUGUGGUCUUUCAAUAAUGCCGUAUUUUCAGACACAGACUUUCUGAACAUCACAAGAUUAGGUGGAUCAGUGAAAAGGUGUGAAGCAGACAAAGUUGGCAAGUUUGGCUUGGGUUUUAACUCUGUUUAUCACGUUACAGAUAUCCCCAUCAUAAUGAGCAGAGAGUUCAUGAUUAUGUUUGAUCCAAACAUUAAUCACAUCAGCAAGCACAUCAGAGACAGGUCUAAUCCAGGGAUCAAAAUCAACUGGAACAAACAACAGAGGAGGCUGAGAAAGUUUCCCAAUCAGUUCAAACCUUUCAUUAAUGUCUUCAACUGCCAGCUUCCUUUAGCUCAGGACUCGCCAUACAAAUACAAUGGUACACUGUUCAGACUUCCAUUCAGAACAGAGCAGGAAGCGUCAGUAAGUGAAAUCAGCAGUCUGUACUACAAUACCACAGAUAUCUACUCUCUCGUUGAUGAGUUCAGCAUAUGUGGACACAGAUUCAUUCUGUUCACUCAACAUGUUGGAAGCAUGGUCUUGAAAUACCUGAAAUAUGAGGAACCAAAUCCAGCAGGAGCGCAAGAUGUCGUGGUAAUAAACAAAAGUGUGUGGUCAUCCAAAGCCUCAUAUGGACCUCUAAGUAUCCUAAAAUCUGCAGCAAAGGUUAUGAAGAAAGUAGCAAGCACCAGCAAGGUACCUUCUGAUGUUCCCAAGUCUGGAUGCAUCAUACGUGUUAUGGUGGAGGAGUUUCACAAUGUGUUCAAGCGCAUUGUUGAUCUCCACUCCCCACUGUUCCGAGGUUCAGAGGAAGAUCCUAACCAGUACUUUGAGAUGGCUGCUAAAGGUGUUCAGACAAGAAGACUCACAGAUGAAAUGCCCCAGAAGGCAGUUGAGGUCACGAACUGGCUCAUUUGCUCAUGCAUGGAUGCAAAUGAGGCACUCAAAUUUUCCCUUAGUGAUAGUGGAAAAAGAUUAGGACUAGUGCCUUGUGGAGGGGUGGCCAUUCUUCUCUCAGAGGAAGAGAAUAGAAAAUGGACAGUGAAGACAAAUGCAACACCAAUCGGAGAGGUGUUUUGUUACUUACCUUUAAAAAUCAAAACAGGCCUACCAGUCCAAAUUAAUGGCUGCUUUGCUGUGACAUCAAACCGUAAAGAGAUUUGGAAGACAGACACCAAAGGACAGUGGAAUUCUAUAUUCAUGAGACAUGUCAUUGUCCAGGCCUAUUUAGCAGCUCUCACCAUGCUACGGUUAAUGGCCGAAAGUGGAGAACUACUGAAGUAUAACUACUAUGCAGCUUGGCCAGAUCCAGGUCAGGUACAUGAUGACUUCAGACUGAUCAGCCAGGGUGUCUACCAAGAAAUAGCCAAAGGAGGUGACAGUGAGCAUGCAAGAGUUUUCUCAGAUGGCAAAACGUGGGUGUCAAUCAAAUGUGUCAGAUUCCUUGAUGAUGCCUUACUCUGCAGGUCAGACAUAGGACCCGCUGCUUUCAAAAUCUUCUUGAAAUACCUCAAAAAGAGUGGCUCACAAAACCUCUGUGCUGUUGAGCUGCCUGACUGGGUGAAGGAAGGAUUUGAUGAUGCUGGGUGCAAAGGAAAGCUGAUGGAAAACACCCUGACAGAGAAGCAGUUCUUUUCAGAUGUCUUUUUCCCACACAUCCAGGAAAUUGACAAAGAGCUUAGGGACCCUCUAAUGCAUUAUGUUUUGAAUGAGAAACUAGAGGAUUUUGCAUCAAUCCUCAGGGUUACACCUUGUAUCCCAUGCUCCGGCCCCAACACGGAACUGGUUUUACCUUCUAAACUUAUUCACCCAGAGGGAAGAGUUGCUAAACUCUACAACGCUGAUGAUGGAAGAUUUCCUGAAGGAACUUCUAAAGACUAUGUAAACCCUGUAUGUUUAGUAAAGCUAGUGCAGUUAGGUAUGGUAAAAGACGAUCUGUCAUGGGAGGACCUGAUUGAGCGUGCUCAUUCUGUCAUGGAUCUUAAUGAAAGUGAUCAUACAGCUGCAUGCUUCCGUAGUAGUAUACUACUCAAUCUCAUUGACGAAAAGCUGAAGAUGAGAGAUGAAGGAACAGCUGAGCAUUUGGAGAAACUGCAGGACAUCAGGUUUCUUCCAUUCCUCACAAGGCCUGCAGGAUUCUCUCUCCCAUGGCAUGGGAACAACUUUUCCCCAACAACAAUGUUCUCUGCCAGAGAGCUCUUCACAACUGAACAUCAGGACACAGUGUGUCUGAUGAAGCCAAUCCUGAACGAGAAUUCCCCAUCCUUUAAAGGUUGUGGUGCAAUCUCGCUAGCUGUGAAAGACUGUCUUGGUCUAAUAAGGAAACCCUCAGUUGGACUGGUCAUCAGUCAGCUAAAGAAGCUCUCUCAGGCUUUUGAUGGUGUAACUCUGUAUCAGGAAAACAUAACAAAUGCCUGUUACAAAUAUCUUCAUGAGGAGAUGCUACAGGACGAAAGUGCAAAAGAUCAGAUAACUGAGGAACUGAAAUCCUUCAGCUCCAUCCUGGUAGAGAACACAUAUGUCAGUCCUUCCAAAGUUGCUUUCCACCUAAAUUUUGAUGCAGCUCCACAUCUUUACCAGCUCCCCAACAAGUACAGAAACAGCUGCCGUGAGCUUUUUGAAAGUGUUGGGGUACAACCUAGCUUCACAGUGGAAGAUUUCUCAGCUGUUCUGGAAACUAUGAAGCAAGAAUGUGGACGAAAAGUACUCAGUGAGGAAAACUUCCAGUUAUGUCGCAGAAUUAUUAGUGAAGGAAUAUGGAGCCUAAUACGAGACAAGAACCAAGAAUACUGUCAAGUGAAUUAUGGUGAGAUUCUGUUACCCGACUCCAAUCUAAUGCUGCAGCCAUCAAAAUCCCUGUGCUACAAUGACUGCCCCUGGAUCAAAGUCAGAGACUCAACGGUGAAAUACUGUCACGGGGAUAUUCCAAGAGAGGUUGCUGUAAAAUUAGGAGCAGUCCCAAAACGUCAUAAAGCAUUGGAGAGAUAUGCCUCAAAUGUCUGCUUUACCACACUUGGGAGUGAGUUUGGACAAAAAGAAAAGCUCACAAGCAGAAUUAAAAGCAUUCUCAAUGCUUACCCAUCGGAAAAAGAAAUGUUGAAAGAGCUGCUUCAAAAUGCAGAUGAUGCCAAAGCAACAGAGAUUUACUUUGUUUUUGAUCCAAGAACGCACCCCACAGAUAGAAUAUUUGACGAUAAAUGGAUCCCGAUGCAAGGCCCAGCGCUCUGUGUAUUUAACAAUCAACCAUUCACAGAAGAUGAUAUCAGAGGUAUACAGAAUCUUGGGAGAGGAACAAAAGAGGCCAAUCCAGGAAAAACUGGUCAAUAUGGCAUAGGAUUCAAUUCAGUCUACCACAUAACUGACUGUCCAUCCUUCAUCUCUAACAAUGACAUUCUUUGUAUCUUUGAUCCACAUGCACAGUAUGCACCUGGGGCCACAUCUGUGAGUCCUGGAAGAAUGUUUCGAGACUUGGACUCUGACUUCAGGUCUCAGUUUUCAGAUGUUCUUAAUCUUUACUUAGGAGCUCAUUUUAAGUUGGAACGGAGCACAAUGUUCAGAUUUCCCAUCCGCUCUACAGACAUGGCAAAGACAUCAGAGAUCAGUUCUGUCGCUGCGUCUGACAGGAUGGUACAGAACCUUCUGGAUAAGCUUAAAACUGAUGGUGCAGAGCUUUUGAUGUUUCUUAACCACAUGGAGAAAAUAUCAAUCUGUACUAUUGAUCAAUCAUCUGGUGAACUAAAAGUGCUCUACUCUGUGACAGCCAAAAUAACAGAUGGUGACCGAUUGAAACGCAAACAAUUUCAUGCCUCUGUCAUCGACAGUGUGACCAAAAAGAAGCCGCUUCCUGCUAUCCCAGUCCAGCAGAUAACCUACACAAUGGACAUAGAGGAUACUGAGGGAAAUCUGACUACAUGGAUGAUCUGCAACAGAUCCGGCUUCCCUAACAUUGAAAAUGUCUCUAAAAGUGUGAUCUCAGCUCACAAAAAUGAAGACAUCACCCUGUUUCCACGUGGAGGGGUAGCUGCAUGUGUAAGUCACAACUACAAAAAACCCCACAGAGCUUUCUGCUUUCUUCCUCUUUCACUCGAGACAGGGUUACCCUUUCAUGUCAAUGGACAUUUUGCCCUAGAUUCUGCCAGAAGAAACCUGUGGAGAGAUGACAAUGGAGUUGGGGUGAGGAGUGACUGGAAUAACAAUCUGAUGACAUCACUGAUAGCACCCGCCUGUGUUGAAUUGCUGAUUCAGCUCAAGCGUCGAUACUUCCCAGGUCCAGAUCCCACCAUGACUAUAGUCCAAGGAACACCACUUCAUGUUGUUAAAGAUACACUGCGGAAAUAUCUGUUCUUCUUCCCAGCCAACAGACUUGAUAUACAGCCAGACUGGUACUGCCUGGUUAAAGCAGUAUACAGCUGUAUCCAUGCUGACCUGAAACGUCUCCUUCCUGUUGUCAGAGCAGCACAGAUGGACAACUCUGAGAUACACUCUGUCAUUUAUAUUUCAUGGGUGAAUACAUCUACAACAAACAAGGGAAGAGCCUUUUUUGAUAACCUACUACAAGAUGAACUUCAGCAUUUGAAAAACACAGAGUACAACCUAACUUCAAGGAAGUCUGUGGCUGAAAAUGUCUACAGGCUGAAAACCUUGCUUCUUGAUAUUGGUUUCAACCUGAUUCACAGCUGCGAUGAAACUGCAAAUCUCUACUUCUGUUUGGAAGAUGCAGGGAUUCCAGUACGUUAUGUUACACCAAGUGAUGUCCGUAACUUUCUUUACACUUUCUCAUCACCGGAUACAUCAUGCCAUGUUGGAAAACUCCCCUGUCGUCUCCAGCAGUCAAACUAUAAGCUAGUUCAUAACUUGAAGCUUCUAGUGGACUACUGUUUUAAAGAUAUAGAGGAAAAUGAAGUCAAAGUCGAGGGCUUGCCUCUGUUGGUAACAAUGGACAACAUGCUUCAGGUGUUUGAUUCAAAGAGACCAAAGUUCCUGACAGCACACCAUGAACUGAUAUCAUCUAGGAAAGACAUGUUCAUGAACACAUUGUACAUUAGGUACAGCAACAUCCUGUUGAAUGCAGGAGUUGCAAAAAGCUUUGACAUCAGCAGCUUUGGGGACCUACUUGGGUCUGUUCUUCCAAGAGAGUAUCGAUCAAAGAUUCCUGUGAAAUGGAGAGAUACCUUUGCAAGUGAAUCCUGGCUAAAGAAUGUGUGGAACUUCAUCAGUGAGAAUAUCGCUGUUAAGGAUAAUCAGGUGGAAGUGAAACCUAGCUUCGACACAGUGCUUGAAAUUCUGAAAGAUUGGGCUUUGAUUCCUGGAAUCAAAUUCAUGGCCAGAGAAAAGCUUGUUGUUCCAGAGUAUGAUGUGCUUCUACCUCUGAGCUUGAUGAGCAUUGCCAUAUUUCCACAGGGCCAAAAUGACAAAGUCUUUCAUACCCUAAUGAAAGCAGGGUGUAUUCAACUUGCAGUUAACAAAAUCUGUGUCAAAGAGAGUCAGCUCGUGCCUUUUCUGACACAGUACACUGCAAACAUUGAAAAUCCAUCAAGUGUUCUGAAAGCUGUAGAGUACAUGAUUCAGACAUCUGCAUUCAAAUCAGGAAACCUGAAUGACAAGGACUUUGAGGCUUUUUUGUUAUAUUUCAACUGCAACUUGGCUAGCCUCACACAAGAAGAUGCACAGAGCCUAAAACUCCUCCCAUGCUUUAAAUCAGUUAGCGGAAAAUAUAUCAGCAUUGCUAACUACGGGGCAAACUAUGUUCUUGCCAAAAGUCUCCCUUCUGCGGACAUAGACAAAUGGGCGAACACUAACUCCUUUGCAUUUCUUGCAGAUUGUCCGCAGCUCAAAGAGUUGUAUACGUUCCUUGGCUGCAUGCCAAUAGAUGACUUAGAAAUCUACCUCCAUCAUCUUCUGCCAAAGUUUGAGAGUCUUUCCUAUGAUGCCAAAGUUGAACACAUUGUCUAUCUGAAGGAGAGGCUUUUGGCAAUGGAAGAACCAUGUGAGAUGAAAGAUCAGCUCUAUGAGAAACUGAAGGAACUGUCGUUCAUCUAUGACUACUCAAACAGAAUCAGGCCAACUAAGUUCUUCUAUGAUAAAACAGUUAAAGUGUUUGAAGUUAUGCUACCUACAAAGUCAUUCAUACCUACUGAGUUUUUUAAAAAAGUAGAGCAAGUGUCAAAACCCAAGAAUGGGACAUUGUUGCUCACCUCAUGGAUAAAUUUUCUGAGAAAUAUUGGUCUCAAGCAUGAAGUAUCACAGCAGCAAAUUCUUCAGUUUGCAAAAGAGAUCAGCAUCAAAGCGCAAACGGAGUGCUGGACCAAGGAAAAAGUGCAAACCAUUGUCGAUGUUCUUUUGAACCAUAUUUUCAGUGAGAGGAUGGACCUUUUUCAGGGCACUUUUCUCAAAGAGCUCUCAAUGAUACCUUUUCUGUGCCCUGAGAGAGCACCCAAAGAACUCAUCAAACUUCAUUCUCAGUACCAAGAGAUGAGUGGCACACUUCCUCUCAUACGUUUCAGUGGGUCCCAAGUGAAUCCAAAGUUCAAGCAAACAGAUAUUAUUCAUUUGCUUUGGACAUCAUGUCCAAUACUACCAGAGAAAGCUACACCUUUAAGCAUAAGGGACCAAGAGGGUAGCACUUUCACUGGGCAAGAACAACUUGACCAAGUGUUAAACAUGCUAGGUGUCAACUUGGACCCACCUCUGGAGAAAGUCAUAAGCAACUGUAAGAAUAUCUGCAGUAUAUCCAAUCCUGAUGAUGAAAUGGUGAAAACCAGGAACAAAGUUCUAAGAUCCACAUAUGAGUUCCUCAAUGCAGAUAAAAGAGAUUUCCGUUACCAGCUCCGUGGAGUAGCCUUUGUCAUGGUAGAAGAUGGCUGGAAAUUGCUAAAACCUGAAGAGGUGGUCAUUAAUUUGGACAAUGAAUCUGACUUCAAACCCUACUUGUACAAACUACCUCUAGAACUCGGUACCUUUCAUCAACUGUUCAAAGAGCUUGGUACAGAGGAUGUUGUGUCAACCAGACAAUAUGUUGAAGUGCUGUGGCGAAUUUACAGAAAUUCAGAGGGAAAGCAGCUUGACCCAAAUGAAAUGAGAACUGUGAAAAGGGUUGUUUCGGGAUUGUUCAAGUCUCUUCAUAAUGAGCCAAAGGACAUUCGCAAAGACCUUGAAGAUCUAAGAGAUCUGAUAUUUUACCUGCCAAGCCAUGAUGGUAGAUUAGCCAAAUCGAAUGUGUUGGUGUUUGAUGAUGCACCACACUACAAGAGCAGAAUUCAGGGUAAUGUUGGAGUUCAGAUGCUUGUGGAUCUGAGCCAGUGUUAUCUAGGCAAAGAUCAUGCCUACCACACAAAACUAAUCAUGCUACUUCCACAGAAGCUAAGGCCUAGACUGCUGAGUAGCAUUCUUGAAGAGCAACUUGAUGAGGACUCUCCAAAAAUGUGCCAGUUCGGUGCCCUUUGCUCGCUACAAGGUCGCCUUCAGCUGUUGCUCUCAUCAGAACAGUUCAUCACAGGACUGAUCAGAAUAAUGAAACAUGAGAACGAUAAUGCAUACCUUGUGAAUGAAGACAAAGCCAUACGUCUCUGCAAAGCGCUUUGUGAAGGGCUCAAAGUGUCCUGUUUUGAGAAACUCCAGACAACUUUAAGAGUGAAAGGAUGUAGCCCUAUCCCGCACAGUCGCAGCGAAACGCUAGCAUUCCUCAAGAGAUAUGGGACAGCUGUGAUUCACCUCUACAUCCAACAUUCAGACAGCAAAGACAUUAACUUUCUUUUGGCUCUUGCUAUGACACUGAAGUCUGCUACAGACAAUUUGAUUUCAGACACGUCGUACCUGAUUGCUAUGUUGGGCUGUAAUGACAUCUAUAGAAUCACAGAGAAGCUGGACAACCUUGGUGUUAAAUAUGAUUCAACAGAGCCUUCACAGCUUGAGCUACCCCUCCCUGGAACCCCAAUUCCAGCAGAGAUACAUCACACACUGCUCAUGGAUCCAAUGAAUGUAUUCUAUCCAGGGGAAUAUGUGGGUUAUCUUGUAGACUCUGAGGGGGGAGACAUAUAUGGCUCAUAUCAGCCCACCUAUACAUACGCCAUCAUUGUACAAGAAGUCGAAAGAGAAGAGGAAGAAAACACAAGUUUCCUUGGGAAAUGCUUCCAGAUCGACAUUGGUUAUAGUGAGUACAAAAUAGUUAGUUCCCUCGACUUAUACAAGUUCUCCAGACAAGAUGAAAGCACUCAAGUUCGAGACACAUCAACACCAUUAACACCUACGAGCCCAGACAGUCGUUCCUCUGGUCUACGAAUGGUCCCCCCUCCAUUUCCUGGCAAAGAAAACUUGCGACCCCCUCCACAUAAACAGUCUCCAAAAAAGAUCAAACUUAAGGCAUUGCCUGAGAUUCUUAAAGAAGUGACCUUAGUAGUUGAACAAGCCUGGAAGCUUCCUGAGACGGAGAGAAAAAAGAUUAUCCGAAGACUGUAUCUCAAAUGGCAUCCAGACAAAAAUGCAGAAAAUCUGGACAUUGCCACAGAAGUCUUCAAGCACCUACAGAAUGAGAUAAACAGGAUGGAGAAGCAGUCUUUGGCUGAUCAGCAAAAUACAGACAGGGCUUCCAGGAGAGCCUACUCUGCAUCAUCAACCCGCUUCCAGUCAGAGAAAUUCUCAUUUCAAAGGUUUUAUUCAUCGUGGAACCAGGAAGCAACGAGUCACAAAUCAGAAAGGCAACAGUUCAGGGAACAUUAUACAAGUUAUGCAAGUUCAUCACACUCGCAUCGUUUCUUUGUUCCCCCAACCUUUAAGACAGUUGGAAACCCUGUGGAGGCCCGCAGGUGGCUGAGACAAGCCAGAGCAAACUACUCUGCUGCUCGCAAUGACCUUCAUAAGAAUGCUAACGAGUGGGUUUGUUUCAAGUGCUACUUGGCCACAAAGCUUGCAUUGAUAGCUGCUGAUUAUGCUGUCAGAGGAAAGUCAGACAAAGAUGUAAAGCCAACUGCGCUGGCUCAAAAAGUAGAGGAGUACAACUCCCAGCUCAAAGGCCUCGCCAGUGACGUUCAGAUCCUGGAAGGAUACGGUGUGGACAGCCUGAGAACUCGCUACCCUGAUCUCCUGCCAUUCCCGCAGAUUCCCAAUGACAGAUACACAUCUGAGGUUGCAAUGAGAGUGAUGGAAUGUACUGCACGGAUAAUCAUAAAGCUUGAAACCUUUGUGCAGCAAAAAAUAUGAUACUGCUGUUGAUGAAGACGAAUAUGCAUAGAUCCUCUGUGGAAUCGAGGAAAUGUGUGAUUGUGUGCAAUACAGACCAUGUAUCAAGAAUCCCCCCUGGCAGCUUAUGGUACAUAUGCAGUUCACACCUGUGAUGGCGGUGCUGUGGCUCAUGCACAGUAAAUACAUGUAUGGCUUCCAUAACCUGUUAGGCUGCAUUCAUAGAAAUUUGAUGUAAUAUGUAAAAAAGCCAUUUGUGCAUAUGCUGUACAUACAGAUGCCUCAGCAAUACAUUUUGUUUACCAAAGUCCCCACAUUGACUAUCUUUGCUCUAAGUUAGAAAAAAUGCUGCUUUUUUUUUACUUUAUCUUUUGUAAAAAUAAAUGAAUAUAUUUUCUUGCUACGGAAAACCCGUUGGGUGUACUUAAAGGCUGUGCAUAUUAUGAAAAAGGUCAAAUCUGUCAAGUAAUGCAGUUACUGUCAUGCAACAUCUCCUAUUUGCAAAAGCUCAGCAAGUCAAGGAAGUACAAUCAUGUUUGUACAUUUUGUUUGUACUUUUAUGCUUGAUUUCGUAUCAUUUUGUUAUAAGUUGUACAUUCUCUGUAACAUAGCCAGGCACUUGUUUAUGGACAGAGCACUUUUUGAAACUCAUGUACUUGCACUUGUGUAGCAUUAGUCAACCCAGAAACUUGGGACAAUCCAGCUGUGAACAGAAACAUGUUCUGUUAAUUUUAACUCACUUGUAUGUUUUGUGUCAGUCAAUAUGAAGUACCUGUACUCAAAGCUGGAGUGCAAGUGUCUUGCUUUUAUCUGUGAAGUUUUAGAAAAGGCGAUUAGUCAAGUAUCCUUGUAGGUUUUUUUGGUUUUGUUUUUUACCUGUUUGUUAAUACUCAGCAGGAUUUGUGAUAAAGAGCCAUAUUCUGUAAUCUGGGCACAACCCAACAUGUUAACCUUUGCCAGCAUUAACCCAUGUUCAUACUUUUUAUUUUUGUCAGUUGAAUCUUUUGGUUUAAGGAACAUAGAUAAGCACCAGACUGUGGUGCUCUUGUGUUUUUUUGCUGAUUUAGCAGCUUGGUUUUACCUCUGAUUUGAAGGACGAUACACACACUGAUCACACAUUGUAAACAGAAACAAUAACUUAUACCUCAAGCUUGAGGUCACUCAGUCAAGACUGUCCCCUGAAUAAACUUUGGAGUUCUUUCUGUAGAUCAUGAUGAUGUACACUAGCCAUAGAAAGCCCUAAUAAAUUCACCCCCC